UGCUAUCUAUUUGAUUGUGGGUUUUGUUUUCCUUUGCUAUAAAUUGGUUUUUUGAUAGGUUAUUUUUCUUCCUAAAAUGGGUGCUGGUUCUUGUUCAAGGGUUUUCCUCUAUUCCCAGUUUGAUCUUAUUUUUGUUGUAUACAUGUUUUUAGCUGGAAUGCAUACUCCUCAAGUUUGAACACCCAAACUUCAAGUGAUCUAACUUUGUGGAUGAUGGAUGAAGAUGAGGGCCAUCUUUCAAGUGGGUUUGUUUGAUCUUACUGGUUGGUGCUUGUGGUGGGGUUUUUAGUUUGUGAGAGGUGUAUUGUAAUAUAUAUAUAUAUACAUGUGUAUAUAUAUGCUGAAGGCUAAGAUAAGGCCUUGUUGUGGAGAUAGAAGUUAUUGUGACUGUUGGCAAGACAGCACAAGGAGGGAGAAACUUAUCAUCAGAUGUUAUCCAUUGAAAACCCACCACCAGAUCCCCCAUGUCCUUGUGAAAUCUCACCGCUGAAAAGUAGUGAUGAAAGGGUGUUUGAUGAUAAGGUAGAUCUGUUGAAGUCAGGCUUUGAUCAUGACAACAACUCAGUAGUACUCCCCAAGUUCUCCAUAAGAGAUUAUGUUUUUAGUGUGAGGAGCAAGGAUAUCAAGACUAAUUGGCCAUUUUCUCAAAAAAAUCUGCAACAAUGUUUGGAACAUGGCGUGAAAGAUUUGUUGCCACCUUUUCAGCAUAUUGAUUCAGCAAAGAAUUGGUCCGUCAAGAGAUGCACAGUUGAAUCUAGUAUGCUUGAUGAGGAAAACAUAAACAAUUUCAAUGGGAAGCCAUUUACGCCAACUUGUCAUUUGGACACAAUCAGUUCUGACAAUGCGGGUUUCAAAGAAAAGCUAGCUGCAGAUUGUGACAUAGGCGGAGUCGGAUCUGAAAGAGAGAAAGAAAUUCCAUCAACGACAAGCAGUCAACCUCAUUCUAGAAUUGAUUCCACUCACUGUAAUAGGACCCAUUGCUCGGAAUUGAAAACUGAUCCUUCAUUGAAAGUUGGAGCAAUAGAACCCGAGGCUGUAAGCCCUCUUGCAUCCAACAAGAAAGGAAGCACGACCCAACCUCCGUUUAAAAAGUGUAAAUUGACAGUCAAACUGUGUAGCAUCAGGGAUCCUAGCUCAAACGAAGAUAUGGCAUCGAAUUGUAUGACAUUUUCACAAACAAUGACUUCAAAAGUGUGCCCCGUUUGCAAGACUUUCUCUUCCUCUUCCAACACCACCUUGAAUGCUCACAUCGAUCAGUGCCUUUCUGUGGAGUCGACUAUUAAGUGGACGGCUGAUUGUAAGAUGAACAAACAUAGAAUAAAACCAAGGAAGACGAGGUUGAUGGUGGAUAUCUAUGCAACUGCCUUAAGGUGCACACUGGAAGAGCUUGAUAAAAGAAAUGGGACAUGCUGGGCUAUUAACUCAAACUUGCCUACCCAAGAGACCGAAUUGUGUGCUCGUGUAGAGAAGAGGCAAAGAGUGUCACCUGUUAGUUGUGAGGACACUGAUAAUGAGGGUGCAGUCUAUGUUGAUGCCAAUGGCAAGAAAGUUCGGAUUUUAUCCGAAUUCAAUAAAUCAACAGUCUCAAAAGCAGGAGUUGUUUCUAGAUUUCGUAAAGUUUUGAAAAGUGGAAAAGGAAGCAUCUUAACCAUCAAGAAGAAACAUCGUGGGCAGAAACAUAAAAAAUACCUGAAACUUGUCUCUCAGAGGAAUAUUUUUUGCUACUCUAAGGCCCAUUGUGGUUCUGAGAUUCGUAGAGGCCAAGAAAAAACGUGUGCAGUGGAAGAAAAAUGUGAUAAAGAGGAAUACUUGAUACCGUUCAAUGCUCAAGAGAAGAUUAAACCCAGUGAUUCAGGAACUAUAAGGAAUUGGGUAUGCUCUAAGCGAACAGGUUUCACAAAGAAGACCACUUCCAAGGAAGGCAUUCAGCAUUUGGGGCACAAUUUGACACAGGGCUUGCUAGUUGAAAGUGAUCUACUUUCCCAGAGUCAGUAUGCAUUCUCAUCAAAAGCCACGAGGUUCUCCUCGUUGAAGAAGGAUAUUUUGUCACUAAAGCGAUCAUCUGUGCCUGAGUCCAACUGUAGUUUGAGGGGAAAGCGUUCAGCCCUUAAAAAGUCAAGGGUGCAUUUGGUAGAAGAAUCAGAUCAAGAGGUAGCGGCGUGGACUUCUGAAGUGAUUGAACAUGAUUCCAUGCAGAAUCAUCCUAAAACUCAAUCUAGAGUAGAAGACAUAACUGACAAGGUACUGUCUCUUGGCAGACGUGGUGUUUUGAAAAUAAGGAAAAAGAGAGCAGCAAGUAUCUCUCAAAGGGAGGAAGCCGUGGUCUUGAAGAGUUCAAAUUCAGCAUCUCAAUAUUGUGGUCAUGAUAUGGGAAACAAAAGAAAUUCUUCUGUUAGAGUUGGUAAAUUUGAUGUCAGAGAAUCUGCUGGAACAGGAAUUCAAACUCAUUGGGAGGACAUUGUUGUCGAACCAUCAUCCUCCAGGAUAGCUUUUGGGGAGAGUGUUAUGAGUUUGAGCAGAUCUUCAGAUCGUGAAUUCAACAAGCUGUCUAGUCCUUCCUAUACCCAGUCCAACUCAAUGCAAUGUAUUAAAGUAUGUAAGGGGUCUUUAUGUGGUUCUGAAUCACCAAUAAGUCCUCAGCCAAGAUCGGGUGAUGGACAAGAGAUGUUUUAUGCCAAUGCAGUUGGUGAGGGUAUGAUUGGGCUGAACAUUCACAAGGGUAGGGAAUUGGAUUGUGAAGUUGGGCAAGGAAACUGCUUUUCUGUUGAUGAUCCAAUAUCUAUUCCAGGACCCCCGGGAUCAUUUUUGCCAAGUCCUGGAGAUAUAGGUGCAGAAGAACUUCAAGGAAAUUCAUCAUCGACCAGCAGCCAGGUUCAAAUUACUGAAGAUUAUCAUGAUCUGCUCGAUAGAGAUUCAUCAGAUUCUCCUAUUUCUGCAACAUCAACCAUUUCUAACUCUACUUUGGUGACAUCUGAUUCAAAAUCUUUGGAGCAAAAGUAUGUAGGUGCUCAAGUCACUCUGGAUGAUAUUAGAUCUGGCUUCUCGGGCUCGAGCCAUGAUACAGAAGCGGAAAAUAUUUCCACAGUUCUAAAUACAGCCACCAUGAGAAUAGAAAGUAACAAUCUAGAUGAGUUGAAAGUCAAUGCAAUCUUCCCUAAUAAGGGACCUCUCAAUUUAAAAAAUGAUCAGCCAUGCUGUUGCUCACGGAAGGAGGGAACCUCUCAGGGUGUUGCUUUAAAUCAUCAAGAGUCACAGCUUCCAAUUCAACGAAAUAUGGCUCCGGUGACACUUGCAAUGGGAAAGCAAAUGAGUUGUGAUCUGAAUAAAAGACCCAGCUAUUUGAACUCGAGGCCUGAAAUGCUUACUCUCAGCAAUUUCCCAAGUUCAAAAUCUGAAAAUGUGGCAAAUCCUAUCAUGAAUUCACCCGCAGGACUCAUUCCUAAGAAAGUUUUUUCUGCCAAUUCUGGUCUUAAGUUCCCAACUGAUGGUGAUUUUGAUUUUGCUAGAGUACCAUCUGCUUCUACUCCUGUUCUCAGGCUCAUGGGGAAAAAUUUAAUGGUGGUCAACAAAGAUGAGAACUUGUCUCCACGACUCACGCAAGCCCAGUCAGCUAUCCUGAAUAAUCAUCCAAAUUCGCAGUUUCAAACAUUUGCUAAAGCCUCUCCUGGCAAUGUUCAAAAUAGGGAGUUCCAUUCCUUUGAUUAUAUGGUCCAUCAAAAUCCACAUUUUGGCCAGAAUCAACACAACACAAUGGGGCAAGGUUUUGAUGUCAGAUUCUCAAAUAGUUUCAGAAGCCAUGUUGAUGGUAAGUACUCAACACAAACGCCCAUUGACACUUCAGCGGCCAUGUUUCCAAACGAGAAUGUGGGUGGUGGGGAGCCGCAUGACUACAAGGGUGUUUACAAUUUUCCAGAUGAACGAAAAAGAUCCAAGAAGAAAUUUGUAACAACUCCCGAUCAUCCCCAAAACAGGAAUGCAAAUUCUUCCCCCAGCCUCAUUAAGGAUAUCAUCAUCAUUGACGAUAGCCCUGAAAGUGAACCAGAUUCAGCUACUGAUGCAACUACUUACAGUGAAGGAACGCAGAGGAGUUGGGUAAGUUCAGCUGGCAGUUCAAUUCCAAUGGCUUCUGAUUAUAGUUCAAGGCAUGUAAAUUCUUUCUACAGUUGUUCACCACAUGAUUGUUCUCCCGGUGGAUCACCAAUGUUAUACAGUCCUAGCUUUCAAAUGCCGCCUUCUAGGAGAGCAAAUGCAAUUCCUGUCAAGUGGAAUUGUACUUUGGAAGGCUCAAGCAUACUGCAUCCGAGUUCUUUAACAGCUCCGUUGUCCUCAACAGGUCACCAGAGGUCUGCAUUGUAUUAUUCUCCCAGCUUAUCAUGAACAGCAAGCAUUUUCAUGCGGUACCUAUUUGCACUUGGCAGGGUUUCACACUUUUCUUUUUCUUUUCUUUUUUUAAUGAUGUUUGAAACUGAUUUUCGAUGGCAACAAGCACAGCAGUUUGAUCAAGCAGAUGAGCUCUGAAGGGGUUGUCUUUGAGAAAGUUUCUAUAUAUUCAAAUGUAGUGAAAAUGCGUUAUAUUCAACUUUUCUGAGGCCUCUGUGUAGGCAAUGCCAAAGCUUUCUGUAAACUAGUGUAUAAGCAGGCUUUGACUACUAAUAAGUUUAAUUACCUUGAGGAACCUUUGUUUUCAUGACAA
Messenger RNA from Cornus florida, 4693 nucleotides. RefSeq lists its product as uncharacterized. The record is from RefSeq and is a predicted model, not a curated record. NCBI's taxonomy places the organism in Eukaryota, Viridiplantae, Streptophyta, Magnoliopsida, Cornales, Cornaceae. The transcript has 4 exons. The coding region runs from base 430 to 4377 and encodes 1315 amino acids.